Carassius auratus (goldfish) is the source of this 2973-nucleotide messenger RNA. RefSeq names its product leucine rich repeat containing 31 (gene lrrc31). Gene Ontology annotation, molecular function: protein binding. Lineage: Eukaryota; Metazoa; Chordata; Actinopteri; Cypriniformes; Cyprinidae. The transcript has 11 exons. The record is from RefSeq and is a predicted model, not a curated record. Bases 188 to 1912 code for a protein of 574 amino acids.
GUUCAGCCUAACUUCCGGGAUCCGGUAUGAAUGUGACAGGUGUAAACACGGACUGAAAACGUCCCAAAUCAUCGCGCACUGAUGAAUUUAUAUGUAAAAGGUUUAAGAAAUAUUCAAGAUUGAAAAAGGACACAGUAAUCAUACAUAAAUUACCUGCAUAUAAGCCGAGAUCACCAUUUAAGAAGCAAUGGAUUCAACAGAGUCAACCAAAGGAAAGGAGAGUGUUCAGAAAAGAUCUCCUCUGGAUAUGAUUAUGAACCAGCUCCGAAGGAAAGCCUCUUUCACAGAGAGAAAGAAACCGGCUGUGGGCCGCCUCUUCCGCCCAUCAGAGAGUGACAAGAGAAACUCAGGCAUACCUGAAGUGAAAGAAUCCAGUGAGGGAAAGGAAAAUAAUGAGCCUGGCAAAGAGAUCAAUGACACAGAUGAUGAGGUUGGCUCUCUUGUGGGCUGGGGUCGGGUGAAGCAGUUCGUUCAGAAGCUUGGGAAAACCCCUCACAGUCAGAAUCUGAGCCUGAGCCACUGUGAUCUGACGGCUACAGAUGUGGUGGAACUUGCAACGUUACUGCCAUUUCUGGCUCAGCUGGAGGUGAUGGACCUGUCCUGGAAUGAUCUGGUUGGAGGCUCCCUGAAGGCACUUACUGCCCAUCUGCAGCAUGUAGGAAAACUGAGAGUGCUGAAGCUGUGUAGCUGCAGAUUAACAGAUCAAGACCUUAUUGCUCUUGGUGAAGCUCUUGACUGCAUUCCUCUAAUAGAGGUGCUAGAUUUGUCCUGGAAUGUUGGCUUUGGCGCAGGAAAGUUCAGACACUUAACAGAACACUUCCAACCUCAAAGCACACUGAAGGAACUCCGCCUGGUGGACUGUCAGCUCUCUGAGGCAGACAUUACAGCUCUGAGUGAGGCUCUUCCCAUGUUGUCUAGUUUGGAGGAGUUAGAUCUGUCCAAUAAUAAACUGUCCAUCAAGGGAAUGGAGAACUUCACCUCCUCUCUAAGCUCAACUCCACGACUGAAGACCCUAAAACUGAGCAUGUGUGGACUCAGUAAAGACAGCCUCAGUGUUCUGGGACAGGCACUCAGGUUCAUCCCUGCGCUAGAGCACAUCGAUCUGUCGUGUAAUAAGGAAGCAGGUGGAGGUCUAACCACACUGGCCACUAUCCUAGUUCUCCUCCCACACUUGAGAAGUUUGGACAUGCAUCUGUGCUGUCUAACAAAGGAAGAUGUGUUGGCUUUAGUCCAGGUAGCUUCAUCUCUCAAAGACCUCCAAGAGCUGGAUUUGUCGUUUAAUAAAAGUGUUGGAGAGACACUCCCGGAUCUUCUGCAAACCCUCCCUCUUUCUCAGAUAACCAAACUUCCACUGAACAACUGUUCUUUGAACACACCUGCAUGCAAUGCUCUUGCUACCGCAAUGCAGAUGCUAAAACAGCUUGAAAGUCUGAACUUGUCAUGGAACAAGUGUGUGGGAGAAAAUCUGAGACAAUUUCUGGAGCCUUUGCAGCCUGAUUGCAAACUACAGGAACUCAGACUGAGUAGCUGCAGUUUAACCACUGAAGAUGUGCUACAUCUUGAAUCUGCUUGUCAGCGUGGAGCUCUGUGCCAUCUGAAGCAGCUGGAUUUGUCUUAUAAUGGUAGCGUUGGGGAUGGUGGUUGGAUGUCUCUUUUUGAGAAAGCUGCUGCUCUAAAGGGACUGGAGGAGCUGGAUGUCAGUCUGCGACCUUCUGCUCCCCUCUCUGUGUCUCCCUGGCUGCCCGCCUUGUUGGAGGCACUUCCGCAGCUCUCGUCCCUCAAGCGUCUGUCUCUGCAGCACUGGUCUCUGAGUUUAGCUGAGAGAGAGAAGCUGGAAAAAAUUCUUAGCAAGAAGAAUGUCCUCCUGGAAUGUGACAGGCUGGACACGCCAACGCCAAAGGCUGCAAGUUAAUAAGAAGCGUUUCAACGGCUUUGAUAAUUGUGGCUUUCCAAGUUACUGAAGUGGCAAAUUAAGAUGUUACUGAGAAUGUGAUGACUGAAAGGCAUUCAACCAUUACGUAACUUUCCUAUGAACAAUAAAUUUAAACAUGUAUUUUUAAAUGUUUAUAUCACACAAACGAUCGUAUAAAAAGGGGAUUUUUUUUUUAUCAUCAAUUUAAAGCAUGGAAAGUUUAAAUAUAACUCGUCAGUAUAGGGUUAGAGUAGGGUUACCAUACAUCCUCUUUCCCGAGAUUUCUAAAAUGUUCUGGUUUUAUCAUAAACUUAUUAUUUACUUAGAUCUGCGUGAUGAUUCAUAAAUGUUCAUUUUUUUAUUGAAUAUCCCUUUAGUUCUGUUAUUAAUUAUACUCACCCUCAAGUUGUUCCAAACCUGUAGGACCAUCAUUUAUCUUUGGAACACAAAUUAAGAUAUUUUUGAUGGACUCUGAGAGCUCUCUGACCCUCCACAAACAGAAAAGAUAUUACCACGAUCAAUGCACAGAAACAUAGCAAAAACAUAAGUAAAAUAGUCCAUGUGACAAGGGUUCAACUGUAAUUUUAUGAAGCUACGAGAAUAGUAAUAUCUUAAUUUGUGUUCCGUAGAUAAACAAAGGUCUCACGGGAUUGGAACAACAUGAGGGUGAAUAAUUAAUGGCAGAAUUUUUAUUUUUGGGUGAACUAUCCAUUUAAGUAUUGAUGAUUCGCACUACAGUAGAGAUUAUGAGUAUUUAGGUUUACACUUUUAUUUGCUUCCCUUCUCAUUUACAUUAAACAAAAAUAUAGUUUUAGACUGAAACUUCUAAAUCAAAAUCUCUCUGACUUUUAUCUGUCCUGCCAAAACUGUUGAAAAAUUUGCAUGUGACACCCAAUACAGCGAAGACUAAGUGUCAGAGCAAAUCAUUUACAUAAAUGACGUGUUUUUCGCAGACAUCAUGGCAGCCUGUGACAUUUCCAAACACUGGACACAUGGACAAAAAGACUGUAAUCAAAAACACUAACUUUGUGAUUAAUAAUAAUAAAUACAAAUGUAACCAA